This is a messenger RNA of Contarinia nasturtii (swede midge), 1500 nucleotides long. Its product is annotated as zinc finger protein 717-like. Bases 1 to 1500 code for a protein of 499 amino acids. Gene Ontology annotation, cellular component: nucleus. NCBI's taxonomy places the organism in Eukaryota, Metazoa, Arthropoda, Insecta, Diptera, Cecidomyiidae. The transcript has 3 exons. The record is from RefSeq and is a predicted model, not a curated record. Gene Ontology annotation, biological process: regulation of transcription by RNA polymerase II. Gene Ontology annotation, molecular function: DNA-binding transcription factor activity, RNA polymerase II-specific; RNA polymerase II transcription regulatory region sequence-specific DNA binding.
AUGUCGGCCGAUGAUUGGAUGCAAGAACUGGACCAAAUGUUGACGAACAUUGAACGCCAGGCGAUGUCUUCACUACGAAAUAUUAGUAACUGUUUCGAACAAUCAGGUCGAUCGUUCCACCAAGCACAUCAGACAUAUUGUCUACAUCGCUCAACUGACAGAUUAAAUGAAGUUUAUUCCAAAUUUGAAUGUGAAUCAUCGUUCAGUAACCGUCAAAGUAGAAGUGUCGCUCCAAUGUCUACCGAUAAUAACAACUCAAAUCCAAUUAUUGAAAUCAGCGAUGAUGAAGAUUCGGAUGAAAGGCCUAGCACCAGUUCGCAACCAUCCAGAGAGAGUGAGAUUACAACCGAGGAUGAUCAUGACGAAAGCAAUGAACAAGCUUCUGUCGGGGAGAUACCCAAUGUGGAAACAAAAGAAGAAGAAGAAGAUUUGGAAAACGAAGAGAUUCCGAUAGUUCGUGUUCCGGCUAAUCAACUGACCCGUGCAUAUAAGAUAGAGUCAGACUGCUCUGAACAUGUCAAAAUCAAAAGUGACGAAGUUCAUAAUAAAGAAAACAUUGAAAAUGAAGCAAAACGUGCACCAUCGAAUUCCUCGAAUAUUUUUGAGAGAAUUGAUGACAACAACGAAACAAAUGUAUGUGAACCAUACGGGAAGAAAACACGAGUGUCCAAGGGAAGGGUUGAUCCGAAAGAUGCAAGCCGCGCAAUCAUUGAUGAAAAUAACGCAAACGAGACAAACAUUUCCGAUGCUGUUGUUGAAGUGAAUGUAGCUGGAAAUGUGAGAAGUGGUCAUGGUCAGUCGACACUUGAUAAGUGGUUUUCUCAAAAAAAUAAAAGUAAUGGAAACAAAGAGAAAUCCAAUAGAAGAAUCGAUUGUCAAACAAAGAAAAAGAAAAUGCAUGUUCAGAGAUCCCACAAAAAAUUAGAAACAAAUUCGAAUAUAUCUAGUAAUAGGAAAAUACAUGCUGGAGAAAAACCAUACCAAUGUGAUCGGUGUAAAAAACGAUUUAGUUGUAAGAAGAGUCUCACUAUGCAUAUGAGAACUCACACUGGAGAGAAACCUUAUCAAUGUGAUCAAUGUAAGAAGCGAUUUAGUCGUAAGGAACAUCUCAAAACGCAUAUGAGAACUCACACCGGAGAAGAACCAUAUCAAUGUGAUCAAUGUAAAAAGCGAUUUAGUCAAAGUGGCCAUCUCACUAUGCAUAUUCGAACUCACACUGGAAUAAAACCACAUCAAUGUGACCAAUGGUGUCACCGUGGAUUUUCACAAAAUAUUGAAAAAGAAGCACAUGAAAGGGAGUGUAAGCGACGUCGAUAUGAGUGCUAUCUUUGCAACAGAGAUGACAAUGAGAAAAAAUUUGUUACUGUUGGAAAGACUCUCCUGCAAACACAUAUGAGAAUACAUACUGGAGAAAAACCAUACCAAUGUGAUCAGUGUAAGAAGCGAUUUAAUCAAAAGUGUAGACUUACUACGCAUAUGAAGACUCAUAAUUUGUCAUAA